Messenger RNA from Loxodonta africana (African savanna elephant), 3484 nucleotides. RefSeq names its product UDP-glucose ceramide glucosyltransferase (gene UGCG). Gene Ontology annotation, biological process: glucosylceramide biosynthetic process. The coding region runs from base 96 to 1280 and encodes 394 amino acids. The record is from RefSeq and is a predicted model, not a curated record. The transcript has 9 exons. Gene Ontology annotation, cellular component: membrane. Gene Ontology annotation, molecular function: ceramide glucosyltransferase activity. NCBI's taxonomy places the organism in Eukaryota, Metazoa, Chordata, Mammalia, Proboscidea, Elephantidae.
CCCCGCCAGCGCCCCCGCGCCGGGCGCCCACCCAGUCCGCCUCCUGUGAGAGCGCUGUCCGCCGCGGCGGCCGGAGAGGGCCGGCGGGCCGGGGGAUGGCGCUGCUGGACCUGGCCCUGGAGGGAAUGGCCGUCUUUGGGUUCGUCCUCUUUUUGGUGCUGUGGCUGAUGCAUUUCAUGGCCAUCAUCUACACCCGAUUACACCUCAACAAGAAGGCAACGGACAAACAGCCAUAUAGCAAGCUCCCUGGUGUCUCUCUUCUGAAACCGCUGAAAGGGGUAGAUCCUAACCUAAUCAACAACUUGGAAACAUUCUUUGAGUUGGAUUAUCCCAAAUAUGAAGUACUCCUUUGUGUACAAGAUCAUGAUGAUCCAGCCAUUGAUGUGUGUAAGAAGCUUCUUGGAAAAUAUCCUAACGUGGAUGCUAGGUUGUUUAUAGGUGGCAAAAAGGUUGGCAUUAAUCCUAAAAUUAAUAAUUUAAUGCCAGGAUAUGAAGUUGCAAAAUACGAUCUUAUAUGGAUUUGUGAUAGUGGAAUAAGAGUAAUUCCAGACACACUUACUGACAUGGUUAAUCAAAUGACAGAGAAGGUGGGAUUGGUUCAUGGGCUGCCGUAUGUGGCAGACAGACAGGGCUUUGCUGCCACAUUAGAACAGGUGUAUUUUGGAACUUCACACCCAAGGUCCUAUAUCUCAGCCAAUGUAACUGGUUUCAAAUGUGUGACAGGAAUGUCUUGCUUAAUGAGAAAGGAUGUAUUAGAUCAAGCAGGAGGGCUUAUAGCUUUUGCCCAGUACAUUGCUGAAGAUUACUUUAUGGCCAAAGCAAUUGCUGACCGAGGAUGGAGGUUUGCAAUGUCCACUCAAGUUGCAAUGCAAAACUCUGGCUCAUAUUCAAUUUCUCAGUUUCAAUCCAGAAUGAUCAGGUGGACCAAAUUGCGAAUUAAUAUGCUUCCUGCUACAAUAAUUUGCGAGCCGAUUUCAGAAUGCUUUGUUGCCAGUUUAAUUAUUGGAUGGGCAGCUCACCAUGUAUUCAGAUGGGAUAUUAUGGUAUUUUUCAUGUGUCAUUGCCUGGCGUGGUUUAUAUUUGACUACAUUCAACUCAGGGGUGUCCAGGGUGGCGCACUAUGUUUUUCAAAACUUGAUUAUGCUGUAGCUUGGUUCAUCCGUGAAUCCAUGACAAUAUACAUCUUCUUGUCAGCAUUAUGGGACCCUACUAUAAGCUGGAGAACUGGUCGCUACAGGUUACGCUGUGGAGGCACAGCAGAGGAAAUCCUAGAUGUAUAACUACAGCUCUGUGACUGUAUAUAAAGGAAAAAAGAGAAGUAUUAUAAAUUAUGUUUAUAUAAAUGCUUUUAAAGAUCUACCUUCAAUAGUUUUAUCACGUGUAUGUUUUGGUAAUUGUUCUUUAAUUUAUUUUGCAUGGCACUUGCAUCUGUGAGAGAAAAAACAAAAAAAAACAAAAAAACAUCUAUAGUCUCAGCCAAAUGGUACACUUUAUUUUGUGGAAGUAGAAAAUCAAGAGGAUUGGUUCUAGGAACCUGGGUUUGUUUUGUUGUCUGUCUGUUUAUUUUUUUUUAAUAAAUAUAUACAUAUAUACACAUAUAUGAGUGCUCUGCAACAAAUACUAUGACAGUAUCCUUCAGUAGAAGAAGUUUCUUUUUUGUGAGUACAUGUUUUUAGAGCAUUUAUGGGAGGGCAACAGCUUUGUUCUGGGGUUUAGAAAAGACCAGAAGGUAAUCAGUGUUCAUGUCUACAGUGAAUGUUACUAUUCCGUGAACAAUCCACAGUGUGGUACUAACUGAGAAACUUUUUCAUGCUUUAUGCCUACCUCUUGUAGCUGUUGCAGAGCAAAUAUAAAUCGUAAUAAGGUAGAUAGGCCUGGCAAAAAUAAGUGGAAAAACUUAAAAAAAUAAUAGUAAUAAAAGAGCUGGAGUCUAGUAUUUAUAUGAAUCUGUGAGAUAUAUUUUUCAGUCUCACUCCAAUGAACCAAAAGUGGCUGAGUUUGGUUUUUAAUUGUAGCCAUUUAUUGAAGGCAUCUUUUUGACCAACUCUUGUUGGUUCUGUCUUGAACCAUUGUUAAUCACUGUGCUGUAAUUAGUCUAGCUAAGCCUUUCCUUCCCUGCUCCUCACCCAACCUACCCCAUCUUUCCUUAACUUUUUUUCAGGGGGGGUCCUGGGAGUGGUUUUGUUUUAGUAUGAGUGGGCGUUUUGAUAGCUGUGAGGAAAAAUGCAUUUCAGACACAUUUCACACAUGAGCUAUUUUCUUACACAGUAUGUCUUGUUAAUAAGAAUGUAAUUUCAUGACACAGGUAUUUAAUAUCUUUUUUAGGAAAGUAAAUAUUCUAGUCAUCAUUAAAUAAAUUGCAGUAGAGUAUUAAGAGGGGACAAGAUGAAUUUUACCGUUAAAAUUAAUCAGUAUCAAACUAAGUCUACUGUGUGUGUGUGCGUGUGUGUAUGUGUGGUUUUUUUGUUUUCUGUUUUUUUUUACUAUUAUAGUCUAGUCCUAUUUAAAUUGGAUUUUUGUAUUCCAGUUUGUAUGACAAAAUAGACUAGAUCAAUGCUAGUUGUAAAUGCAUGCUGUAUUACACUCAUCUCUUCCCAUCAUGCCGCUGAACUUGCUUGUCAGGUUGUGCUUAACUUGUGGUGAACUGGACUUGUUUUUGUUUAAACAAAAAAAUAAGCAAAAAAUGCAAAGGACAGUGCAUAAGCCUUUCUUUCUUUUUUGGUAAUGGUUUUUAUGCUUUUCCUUCCGAAUUGGGUGGGCAUGUUGUCCAUACGGAUGCCUAUACCGCAGGGCUAACACUGGCAAUAUGACAGCUGUAAAUUCUGAGUUAUACACUUUCCAUGUCAAAGUGUAAUGUGUAGCAUAUUAGCAAUAACUAUAUAUUUAUAGAAAAUGGACACUUUUCACUUCACUGAGCCAAUUCAUUUAAUUGUCUAAUGACUAUAUCCAUGGUUUAAAUUGCAGUAUGUCUCUAAAUGUGUAUAUACUAUGUAUGCGCAUUAUGUUUAAGCUUUUCUCUGGGCCAGAAUGCUUCCUCCACUUUUUUUUUUUUUUUUUGCCUUAUGAUGAAUUUGUUUGAAGGGCAUUUUCUUCAUGAACAAAGGCUUUGAUGCAUAUUCCUUUCUUUAUGUGAAUUGGGUAGUAGUGUUCCCUGAGGAAAGCUGCACAGUGAAAACCAGUCUAGUUGUGACCCACUACGUGUUUAUUUUUUUAAGUCAUUAUUACCCAAGUUGAAUUUUGCUGACUGUGUUUAUAAUUUGUUGGUUUGUUUAAUGAAGUUUGGUUGAUGCCAUCAUUUGCACUGCUGAAAUGAAAACUUGCUUAUUACUUAGCUUUAUGUUGAUGACAGUAUGGGCAGUGUAACAAAACCAAAAUGGCUGAACAGACUUCUUGUGUUUUGUAAAUACAUUGAAAAAAAAAAAAAAAGUUCUGUAUGUGCUUUAUGUGGUAGUGGAGUAUUUCCUAAAAGUGAAACUUCACAUAA